AAAACUUAUAAUUUAGACCAAUAUCUUGCUUUACAGAAGUUAUAUUAUUAUCUUAAAGAUUUUUAUCAAAAUAUUAAGGAAAUAUGGGAUGCUUUCAAGAAAGCUGGCUAUACCUUUCUAUUUAUUGAU
Messenger RNA from Acaulospora morrowiae, 129 nucleotides. Lineage: Eukaryota; Fungi; Glomeromycota; Glomeromycetes; Diversisporales; Acaulosporaceae. The record is from the annotation of a GenBank genome assembly.